GUCACUUCCUGGGACGACAGCAGCUGAAUGUGCGUCAAACUUGAAGAAGAUUUAUACAGUACAAACAGUACAGGAUUUCUGGAGUGUCUACAACAACAUUCCUCCUGUGACAAAUUUGCCUCUGAGAUGUAGUUAUCAUCUAAUGCGGGGAGAAAGACGGCCGCUUUGGGAAGAAGAAAGCAAUGCCAAAGGAGGUAUAUGGAAAAUGAAGGUCCCUAAAGAAAGUACGGCUGCAGUUUGGAAAGAGCUUCUGUUAGCAACUAUUGGAGAGCAGUUUACAGAUUGUUGUGCAGCAGAUGAUGAAGUAAUAGGGGUUAGCGUCAGCGUUCGUGACCGUGAAGAUGUUGUGCAAGUCUGGAACGUGAAUGCCUCUUCAGCAAGUGAAGCAAAAGUUUUAGAAAAGAUACAUAAACUUCUGCCACACACAUCUUUUAAAGCAGUGUUUUAUAAAUCACACAGAGAGCAUCAUGCUUUUGAAGGCCGACGGGGAAAACAUUAA
Messenger RNA from Fulmarus glacialis (Northern fulmar), 499 nucleotides. It is a transcript of the gene EIF4E3, whose product is annotated as eukaryotic translation initiation factor 4E family member 3. The annotation marks the transcript as partial. Gene Ontology annotation, molecular function: translation initiation factor activity; RNA 7-methylguanosine cap binding. Gene Ontology annotation, cellular component: eukaryotic translation initiation factor 4F complex. The record is from RefSeq and is a predicted model, not a curated record. The transcript has 6 exons. Gene Ontology annotation, biological process: translational initiation. NCBI's taxonomy places the organism in Eukaryota, Metazoa, Chordata, Aves, Procellariiformes, Procellariidae.